AAUAUAUGGCGAUUUAACGGAUAUCAGCUGGCAUGUAGUUAUCCAAUCGAGAGCUUUGUUACAACUUCAUUUUUUGUAUUGAAGUUCUCCUUUAGAUAACCUUGUCCCAAUUGAUAAGAGGUCAAUUCGCAGAAUAUUUUAAUCGGAAUAUACAAAUGUUCCGCAGAAUAUUUUAAUCAGAGUAUACAACACUUACAUUUUUCUUGAAAGUUGUUUCCUUGCCUGUUCACUGAACCACUAUCUCGGCACCAGCAAAGAGUAUAUACCAGAGAGAGAGAGUAUAUUAGAGCUCAGCAAUAUACUGUUCACUGUGCAGUGUGCACCGAAGAGUGCAGGAACAGUGUGGUCAGUUGUGUCAGCCGUAGCUGGGCUCACUAUUCUCCACAUUUCUCUCGAUUUAUGUGUUAAUAGAUAUUAAAAUAUAGAGAGAAGAUUGGCUUCUAUUAAUUGUGGUGUAAUUUAUGAAAUCUUAGACUGUGUAUAUAUUAUUUAGUUAUACACAGGAGGUGACAGCUUGUCAGUUGGUGUUGGUAUCUGAUUCGUUGGAUCGCGUCACAAUAACACCAAAAUAUUAAGAGGUCUAACGCGAUCCAGAUGUUCCCUUGAAGUGAGACGGACUGGGAUGUUUUUCCCCGCGUUUCCUGGUGUAACGAAUAUUUGUAACUCUAAUUAUGAUAUUAUUUUAUGUUUUAAAAUGACGCAGUAAAUAUUAUUCGUUAAUUUAUGUAUUAAAAUUAUCUUUGUGCAAUGUAUGUACAAUAUAUUUCGUAGAAAAGAUCAAAAUGGUAGAUGAUUACUACUCAUUUAAGCGCGAUUUGCUCAAUCAAACGAGUUGUUUUUCAGAUAAAGACGUAAGGGAACUGGUUGGGGAAUAUGCGGGUAUCAUUGAGUCAAAUCGUCGCUGUAGUUUUAUCAAAGGUAUCAAUGACUUAAUUUUAGUGUUAGAAAAGAGAGAUCAUGUGUCUUCUGACAACUAUUCAGAAUUACGAAACAUUGUGAAUCGAUUGCCAGCAGAAGGAAGAAACAAAAUGUUAGCGCGUCUUAGUAAUCGAAGGACUGUAGAUCCAGGAGAUUAUCCUAAUAAUAAUGGUCCACGGAACACACCACCUCAUUCAUCUACACAGGAUACCAGUUCAAAUAAUAAUGCAUUGCCAGCUUAUGUCAGCAAUAGUCAAUCCCUGGUGCUUUUUCAAUCUAGAAGUAUUAAUAAACAAAAGAUGCAUCGAGAUCUUCUGCAAGCUUUGGGAAAAGCUCGCCGUAAAGAUCUUCAGGACAGAGUUGAAGAAUACUUUGCUAACAUGGACUGAAUUUUAAUUUCUUAUUAUUCUGUAUUAUUUAUUUACUUAAUGAAAGGGGAAAAAAACAUGUAAUAAACUGUAAACUUGUCCAUAAGUGUAAUAUGUAAAUUAAAUUUGUUAUUCUUUAAUUUCUCAACUUCCAUCUGUAUAAAAUCAUUAUUUACUCUUCUAAAUUCUUUAGUCGUAUAAACUGUGUUACUAUUAAUUUACUGUAUUCAAAAAUGUUAAAAUACAUGAAUUAGAUAGGAUGGAUUGGUAACAUGUUGCAAGCAACUAAAGUGCUUUUAUGUAUAAUUUCUUAAUGUGCUUUAACAAAUCACAUUCUUGAUAACAUUCCGAAAUGUGUGAGUUAUUGAUCAGUUCUUUGGGGAUUGAUAGGGUUUGUCUACUUGUCUUGGAAAGAAAUUCUUUAACCUCUUAAAGGCCGAAUUCAUUAGCGAAUCGUUUUUGCGAAGGGUUUGUUUUUGUUUUGUUUUCCUUCACAUUUCACCUUCUAAUUUUUCAAUAAUGGGAAAUGAAUUUAAUUUUGUUGUGAAAAUUCACACUAAUUUUUUUAAAUGUUCCCAUUUGGAUCAUUGAUCUUUUAUGAUUGAAGUAUCUACGAGGCUUCACAGCGGCAGGAAAGUUAACCUCUUUGUACCCCUCAUCCCCUAAAGGAGACGUUGUGUAGUGUUUCUUACAUUUUCUUAUAGCCAAGUCAACUUAGACACUAAACUGGUAAUCUCUGGGAAAAAAUCCUAGAGUUUUGAAAUUUGGCAUGAUUAUUUGUUUGUACCCACUGCACAUUAUACUAAAAAUCCUAAAGAGUGGGGGCAGGGGCAUUUAAAGGUGUUUUUUCUAUAUGCAACUUUUCUGCUGUUUACACAGUAAUAUAGAGAAUGUAUUGUUAUACUGCUGGGGAAAAAAGUGAAUUUUCUAUAGCAAAUUACUUAUUGCCAGACCCUCGCAAUGAAAAAUUGGAGAAAUCUUUUCCAAAUGCAAGGAUUGUUAUACCUAGGGGCAAAGCGUGUUUUCAAAAAGUGUGAAAGAAAUUUUGAAUUGUUAUUUUGCCAACGUUUCUAUUGCCAUUUGUAAUUAUUCAAGUGAAUGAUUAAAAUCCAUGAUUUUAUAUACAAUUAACUGUAGCCAUGUUCAUUCAUGAUUGCAGAUUGAUGUACCUUGGCAGUUCCUAGGUACAUAAAUGGGUUGUGUCAUUUCACAAUAAGUAUACACAAUGUUUUAAAAAAAUGUUAAAUUUUCUUCCUCAAAAACUAUUCAAAAUACUUGGAAUAAAAUAGACAGGUUCCAUUUUCGUUGAACUCUUAAAUUUUUGAAUAUUGUAAAUUUAGAAAUUGUGAAAAAGAAUGUGCUGUUGGAGCUUUAGUUUACAGCUUAUGCACGCUGAUCAAGAU
Messenger RNA from Gryllus bimaculatus (two-spotted cricket), 2689 nucleotides. Lineage: Eukaryota; Metazoa; Arthropoda; Insecta; Orthoptera; Gryllidae. The record is from the annotation of a GenBank genome assembly.